AAAAAAAAAGGUGGCAUAGCAAUUGAAGAUCUAAACGAUGAAUUCGAAAUUCUCGUCGGAGAAUCUAUUCCUUAUUGUAGAUUAGGAUUUGCGAGUCUUCGUGCGCUUUUGCGAACUAUAGAUGGUUUGGAGAUAACUUGGAAUAAUUUUGGACUCAUCACUACUUAUCGUGAUCUUUUGUUGUCUACUAUAAAGACAUAUUACUACUAUUUCGAAUCGUGUUGUGAUUUUUUGCUUGGUUCGGUUGAUGUUUACAGCAACGCUACUUGCGACGAGAUGAUACGUGAUAUGACGGAACUCUUGCAAGUUCUCCGGUCCAAAUUUCAUCUUUCAAACACGGCCAUUACUAUCUGUACUUUUUCACCUUUGGCCAAUCUUGGCAUUCACGUUUAUAAGACACAAAACUUGGCGCUUUUUUCCUUCAAUAAUUGAAUAAAAUCUUUGGCGGAUGAUCCGGCCAAACGAGAUUCUUCUUUUGUCAACUAUCUCGUAAUAGAUUUGUACCAACAUUACUGAGUUGAUGGAGUAACGCAAAAGGCUUUCCAUCUUAACUUGAGGUAUUUAUAAUUUGAUCUUGUUCUUUUAAAUAUCUUUUUUGAUAGGGUCAUGAGGCUUCUCAUUUUUACAAAUAUCAUUAGUUGGUUUGAUUUUGCUCCAGCGUAAAUUCUGUUAAGGGUUUUGUUUCGUUCUGCUGUUAGGGAUACGGCAUAUUCUGACACCUUUGUCAGUUUCUUUGUAAGACGUUUCUAUACCUUUUAUUAUAAAGUUUUUGUAUAGGCAUAAUACUUUUCCACUGUUCACUCGAAAUAAUAAUAUCAAAUUCCUCAGAAACACGAUAACUUGAAUCAUUUUUUAUUGCCCCGAUAGAGUAAGAUGAUAUUUUAGGCGAGACUUUAGCAUUUUUGAUAUUAAAGUUCAAAAAGUUUAGUAAACUUCCUUAAUUUUAUCUCUGAAUCUAUCCGUGUUUUUUUCAGAUUUACACGGUCUAUUUUGAUUGAUUAUCGUAUAUAUGUGUUUUAUAUUUAGAUUCUAGAUAUAAAGGUUUACAAAUUAUAAAUGAUUUGUUGAAUAAAGUUUUUAUUUAUUUCUUCUCUCUACGUUCUCCUCUCUUGGGAGCACAUGGGAUGGGUCGGUUGUAGAUUGUUUGGUUGUUUGCUGCUGCAGAUAUUCGAGCUUUUUCUUUUAGAGCAAGUUGUUCUAAAAAUUUUACUUUCGCUUUUAAAAUCGCAAUUUCUCUCUUCUUUCUUAUUUCGUCUUCUGGAUUUAUAUAAGCAUAUAUCAAUUUCAUUUUCGUUUACAUUUAAAUUUAGUUCAACAGUUUGUCUUGUUCGUGAAGAAGUACAACAACAUUUAAUAGUUUUCUUGCAACUUGGUAUGUCUGUAAAUAAAUGCAGUACUGCAUCAAAUGCACAAGUUUGAUAAUCUUAUUAUCGAUAGUGACGUUUUUCUUUCAAUUAAAGGCUUUGUUAAAAUGUUAUGACGUUGACCUCUCAAUUGGCGCUUUCUUUCAUAUGAAUGAUUCUUUUCUUUUACAUUGAAAGCGGUAAAAUGUAUUUUUACAUUGACAUUAUUGCAUGGCUUACGCAUUAUCGUACCUAAUAUAAACGCGUUACAUUCUUUACAAGUACCAUAAAUAGAUAAAUAAUAUUUUGCUGAAUAAGACAGACUGACAUCAUGCUUCUUAAAUAAUAUCGUACAACUGAACUUUUUCUGCAGCCAUACUUUUUCUCUUACGACAUCUGUCCAGUUGCUUUGUAAGACGUGUCUAUACCUUUUAUUAUAAAGUUUUUGUAUAGGCAUAAUACUUUUCCACUGUUCACUCGAAAUAAUAAUAUCAAAGUUCUCAGUAACACAAUAACUUAAAUCAUUUUUUAUUGCCCUGAUAGAGUAAGAUGAUAUUUUAGGCGAGACUUUAGCAUUUUUGAUAUUAAAGGCUUCCUUAAUUUUAUCUCUGAUUCUAUCCGUGUUUUUUUUUUUUUCCAGAUUUACACGGUCUAUUCUAAUUAUCGUAUAUAUGUGUUUUAUAUCUAGAUUCUAGAUAUAAAGGUUUACAAAUUAUAAAUGAUUUGUUGAAUAAAGUUUUUAUUUAUUUCUUCUUUCUGCGUUCUCCUCUCUUGGGAGCAUAUGGGAUGGGUCGGUUGUAGAUUGUUUGGUUGUUUGCUGCUGCAGAUAUUCGAGCUUUUUCUUUUAGAGCAAGUUCUAAAAAUUUUACUUUCGCUUUUAAAAUCGCAAUUUCAUUCUUUGUGACAAUUCCUUUCGUAAUUCAUAUUGUGUAGCAGAUUAUUAUUAAUAAAUACGAUAUUACAACUUUUUACAUCAGCUACUUAGCGAAUAAUACGAACAAUCAUCGUUUGAACAACAAUGUCGUAACACGAAUCGUCGUCGCUGACCUUACGUGCUUAUUCGUUUGAAAUAAAGUUUCAAGAAGCAAGCCAAUUCUCGCAACUCGUUACAACGAGUUACUAAUACACGGCAUGUACAAAUCCGCAUUCGAAAGUUGCUGCGAAAGCUUUGAUCAUCAAUUUUCAAAAAUACAAAGUCUACACAUUGUUUUUACAUAUUGUAUUAUAUAUAUAAUAUUAUAUUAAGCUUUAGAUUUUAGAUCAAGUAAACAAGUCCUAUAGAAGUAAAACGUAUCGAAUUUCAUUAUCAGCGAUAUUCAUUUUUCCAUAUAAAUUAUUUUAAAUCAAGUUCGUUAAAAAGCAGCGAUUUAAAUCUUGGUAUUUUUUUCAUCUCAUGCGAUGUUGAUUAAAAUAAACUUUAAAAUAAUAUAAUUUAUGAAUAUUACCAUUGUGUUUUUAUGUAUACAGCUACGACACGCUAAGUAGCAUGUCACAAUCGUCGCGUGCGAUCUCGAGAGCCUUAAAUAUAGGGAAAUUCGAUACGACGACGAGAGUGUUUGCAACGACCGUCGAAAAAGCCGUGAUAGGUAUUGAUACGAAUUUCAUGGGAAAAAAA
This is a messenger RNA of Monomorium pharaonis (pharaoh ant), 2958 nucleotides long. RefSeq lists its product as uncharacterized. Lineage: Eukaryota; Metazoa; Arthropoda; Insecta; Hymenoptera; Formicidae. The transcript is spliced from 2 exons. The annotation marks the transcript as partial. The record is from RefSeq and is a predicted model, not a curated record.